AUGCGGGAAGCCCGCUGCAAAUGUCUUAGAAGCUCCGUCCAAAGACGCUCAUUUACACAUGAAAAGUCUAUUAGCGAUAAAGUUUGUACGUCACCAGGUAUAGCUCAGCCAAGGAUCAUUCCCUUAGACAGAGAUCACGUAAAAAUGGCCGUGGUGAGCAUGCAGAGUAUCUCGUCCGAGCAAUCCGCGCCCAAUAGACUCGGCAUAUCAGCCUUAUCUAGACAACGAUGUAACCUCUCAACACACCAAACCUGGCAAGCUGCACGCCAAAGGGGGAUCACGAGCAUCGCGGGUAGUGACAUGGCCUAAAUAUGCACGCAAGAUCAUACCGCAGAUGAUUGUCAGGUUUAAUCGAGAGAACCGAAGCUACUGUACAGAGUAAAACGGGACAUACUGAAAGAUUGGCUAGUCAAUGUUUGGAGAUAUCAAUACGAACAUUUGCAUGAGACAGGCAAGACAUAGAGCAUUCACGAUCUGAACAACACCACCGCUUCCCAUCGCUCUCCUCAGAAGUGAUAAAAAGGCAUACAAGUCAUGGACCAAACACACCGAAAAUAGUCCUGUUAUAUACAAGUUGACAUGUAUUCUAUCAUCCAGAACCUGCUCUCAUUGUCUGCUGCCCGGUCCCGAAACGCCUGUCUAGGUAGAUAGCCAAGCUUUUCACCUUCUCCCCGUUGUCCCUUGCCUCGCCAUCCCUCCUCUUACACAUCGACAACUCAAUUCCUCCACGACAAGAUACAAUAAACAAUGACAAGAGAAAAGAAAGGUCAAAAGCAUUAAAAAAAAAAAAAGGUUGGCCAGGUCGCCAGGAUGGAGCCGAACGAAUAAGUAAAAGGGACGUGGGGGCUCUACCCCUUUGGAGGCGUCAGGCGUGAAGGGGAAAUGAUGUAGGGCCGGGGCAGCCGACCUGUAAGUCUAUAAUGAAGAGCAAGGCUCAUGCCGCAUCGUCGUCUCAACAUGAUGAUGAAGAAAGAGCAUGGUGAAAGGAAACAUUUCGAGUUGGGGUUGCUCAUGUCGAGCGAUUUUCGUAGUGACUAGCUGAUCACCGCGUCGUAGUGGUAGGGUAGUCAUCACAAUCCACCUGAAG
Molecule: messenger RNA, 1087 nt
Organism: Fusarium verticillioides 7600
Lineage: Eukaryota; Fungi; Ascomycota; Sordariomycetes; Hypocreales; Nectriaceae
Exons: 2
Coding region: 1-309 (102 amino acids)
Source: RefSeq, a predicted model, not a curated record